Indicator indicator is the source of this 690-nucleotide messenger RNA. RefSeq names its product receptor-transporting protein 3-like. The record is from RefSeq and is a predicted model, not a curated record. The transcript is spliced from 4 exons. Lineage: Eukaryota; Metazoa; Chordata; Aves; Piciformes; Indicatoridae. Gene Ontology annotation, biological process: protein targeting to membrane; detection of chemical stimulus involved in sensory perception of bitter taste; protein insertion into membrane. Gene Ontology annotation, molecular function: olfactory receptor binding. Bases 1 to 690 code for a protein of 229 amino acids.
AUGAAGACCUGGCAGGGCAUUUUUGCAGAGAUUGCAGCUAAGCAAUUAAAAGAGCCAUGGACAAUUCAGGAGGAUGAUAACCUGCAGGUCCAUGACCUCAAGCCUGGGUGGAAGGAGUUUGUGCAGCGCCGUGCUCUUGGGAGGUUUCAGUGCUCCCAGUGCUUUCACGUGUGGUCUUCAGCCAAAGUGCACAUCCUGUUCCACAUGUGCUUGCACAAGGGCCGAGGCAUGGUGUGGAUGCGAGUCUUCCGCCAGUUGUGCAGACAAUGCCCCAAACCCCAGCUGAAGGAGCCUGAGUUCAGCCAGGAGACUGUGGAGAAGGUUCUGUACAACCUGGUGCUAAAGAUUCUCAAUGACUUCUACCAUGUGACCAUCCAGGCCUCCGAUUUCCUGGAAGUUGUGGUGGACGUACCAGUGUCAGGGCCACACGACAGCACCCGCUGCGAGGGCUGCCAGCUUGGCAUUUGCAGCAAGUCACAGCUGGCCCCAGCAUCAGAUAGCAGGAAGCCCUUGGUGGAUGUGGACGAGCCCAGGACCCAUCAGACCUUGAAAAGGCAUGGCAUGAGGCGCCAUGCAAUCCCAACCCACCUCCCUUCCCUCUUCGAUAGUACAUGGGAGCUGCUGGACUUGCAAGACUUGCAAGACUUGCCCAUGGGAACCAAGGUGAAGCUGGUUUGUGAAUACUUGUAA